ACCAAUUCGUGCACUUUUAUCUCGAUCCAAGCUCAGAUAAACAGCCCCCAAAACCCCUGAAGCAGCUUGACUUGAGCGUGUUUGAAGAUGCAAUGACUUGACCACCUAGAAGCAACGAGGAGCACCCGAUUUGCGAGUUCCCCAAAUCCCCGCCAUCGACAUGAUCACCGACGCGAUCGUGGUGUCCAAACCUGGCGCACCCUUCCAAUACCAGCAGAUCGAGCUUCACGAUAAUCUCCGCGCGGAUGAAGUGCUUGUCCGCAUCAAGGCCACCGGCGUGUGCCACACCGACCUCAACUUCGCCAAGGAGAAGACCAUGCCCGAGCUGUUCCCGGCUGUCCUGGGCCACGAGGGCGCGGGUGUCGUCGAGCGCACGGGAUCCAACGUCACGAGAUUCGUGAACGGGGAUCACGUCACGGUCGUCUUCAGCUCGUGUGGGGAGUGCAAGUACUGUCUGCGCAAGCAAUCGUCUUAUUGCGACUUGUGGUUUCAGUACAAUUUUGGAAUUGGGCGGCUGGACGGGUCCAAGGUAUUCUCGAGCCUCAGUACGGGGAGACCGAUCACGAGUCAUUUCUUCGGACAGAGCAGCUUUGCGAGGCAUAUCUUGGUGUCUCAAAAUGGAUUGGUCAAGGUUGACAAGGACUUGCCCUUUGAGCAGGUCGCGGCUCUCGGCUGCGGAAUCAUGACGGGCGCGGGAGCAAUGCUAAACGUGGUCGAGCCAGCUUCGGAGAUGACGGUCGCUGUUGUAGGUGUUGGAGCCGUGGGACUAUCGGCAAUCAUGGCUCUGAAGAUGCUCGAAACGCCACCCAAGAAGACCAUCGCCAUCGAUAUCGUCCCUACGAGGCUCGAACUGGCCCGCUCAUUCGGCGCAACCCACGGUGUCAACUCCAAAGUCCGACCUGAACUCAUGAAAGUCCUCCUAGAUAUCACAGGCGGGCGUGGCGUGGAUGGUGCUAUCGACACCACAGGGAAGCCAGAGGUGAUUAAGGAACUCAUUCACAGUGCUGCACGGAAAGGGAAGGUCGUAACAGUGGGCGUUGGCGAUCUAUCAGCAGAAGCGUCAUUGAACAUGUUUGAGAUGGUCAAUGCAGGGUGCAGCUACGUUGGCUGCAACCAGGGAGAUUGCUAUCCUCAAGAGUUUCUACCAAGACUAUUGGCGGCGCAUCAGGAAGGGAGGUUUCCCUACGACCAGCUCAUCAAGACAUAUCGCGCCAAGGAUAUUGAGAAGGCCGCCCAUGACAUACACAGUGGCACCACCGUCAAGGCCGUUUUGGUCUGGGACUGACGCCGACUCAAUCUUUAUGUUGCCAGGGGAGGGGAUGCUGGUAUAUAUCACGAGUACUCGGUCUUAAACCGCGUCUAUGUGUAUAGAGGACACUGUAUAUACAUUUUCCAGCAGCUUUUUCUCAGGAGAAUCAUG
Molecule: messenger RNA, 1420 nt
Organism: Cladophialophora immunda
Lineage: Eukaryota; Fungi; Ascomycota; Eurotiomycetes; Chaetothyriales; Herpotrichiellaceae
Exons: 3
Coding region: 161-1285 (374 amino acids)
Molecular function (GO): oxidoreductase activity; zinc ion binding
Source: RefSeq, a predicted model, not a curated record